GGGUCAUAUGGUCUCCUCAUCCUCAACCUCUCCCCGUUUAUCUAUAUAUUCCCUCUCUUCCUCCUGAAUCAUCAGAUGAAUAAUCUUCUUCUUCUUCUUCUUCUUCCUCCUCCCCUCUUCUUCUUUUACCUGAAUUGCAGCAAAACCCAUAAUGGAGAAACUCAUAAACUACUCAAUUUUUAAUUUCUGCUUCUUUUUCUUCAGGAUUUGAAUCCUUUUCAACGAUGCUUACAUUUUGUAUUGUUAUGUGUAAACAAAAAGUUAAAUAAAAAGAAGAAAAUCUCUAUUUCUUUUCUCUCUUCUUGUCCUGUUCUUACUGCACGUCUGCUUUCCUUUCUAAAUUACCCUUUUGGGACAUUGAAGCGUGAAUUCCGGGGGAAUGGAUUUGAGAAAUUCUUCUCUGAAUCUCUUGUGAUCUUUGAUUCUCUCUUCUUUUCACUAAUGGAAGUCACUGAAAUUUUAGUUUUAGUAAUACCCUUUUUCCCCUUCACCAAAUCACAGUCCAUGGCGGUUUCCGAUCAUCUUCACCCGUUGUUGUCUUUUCCCGGGAAUUAGAUCUAGAAGUAAAAUUAGCAAGUGAGAAAUGAUGGCCGGUGUUGGUGGUGGAAGUGGUGGAUGUUUACCUUCUCCGACGAGUAAUAGCAGGAAAUUGAGUUCGUCUUUCUUUGGUUCUCCGAGAUUGUUUACAAGUUCUUCUUCAAAGGGAUUGUCUGAAACUGAGGCUGUAAUGAGUCCAACUUCAAUUCUCGAACCGUUUUUGGGUCUGAGAAAUUCGUUUUGGGGAGAAUCAAAUUCACCCAGAACGCAAUUAACAGAGUCCAAACGACCGUGGGAUUCCAAAGGAAUCGGCCUUGCCAUUGUCGACGGUUUAACGGAAGAGAAUUCUGAUCCCAAACCCUCGAAACCCGAUACUCGAAUGGUUGUAUUGGGAUCUCAAUUAAAGAUACAAAUUCCUCCUCUUCCGCCGUUCGUUUCUCCGACCGACGACUCUCCAGUUUCGCCAAUCGAAUUCGGGAUCAAGACGAGGAAUUCCCAUCUGGGUUCCUUAUCCCCCGUUUCAUCUCUGUCUCCGGCGAAGAAAUCUGCGUUUGGAUCCUCAAGCUCCGGCCAGGAAACUCCGAAUUCUCCCCUAGUUUUCACCGGCUGUCUCUCGGCCGGCGAAAUCGAACAAUCAGAAGAUUACACUUGUGUGAUCUCUCACGGCCCAAAUCCCAAAACCACACACAUAUUCGGCGAUUGUGUAAUCGAAAGCGGGUGUGGAGUAUACUCACCCGUGAGAAAAGAAAAUGGGUUUUUCAGAGAUCGAACCAGUUUUUCACCGGAAAAUUUCCUCAGUUUCUGUAACAAUUGCAAGAAGAAUCUUGAACAGGGAAAAGAUAUUUACAUGUACAGAGGUGAAAAGGCAUUUUGCAGCGAUGAAUGUCGAUACCAAGAGAUGAUGUUAGAGGAAGAAGAAGAAGAGGUUUGAAUUGAAGAAAAUCCAUGGAAAAUAAUGGCAAUAUGAUAAUCAUUAAUGAUUAAAACAAAAUUGGGAUUUGAUUUUCUUGGAUUUUCCAGGAAAAUGAUUCCCAUGUGUUUGUGCUCUGUUUUCUUUAUCUUCUUCUUCUUUUCUUUUGUUACCAAGUACAGUGACCCAAAAGCUCGACGAUGUACAAUUGGAAUUUUGUUGUAUGUUUAAUUAGAGAAUUUAAUUUCCCAAUACGUAUACACCUUUUUCUUUUCUUUUCUUUUCUUAUGUCAAUGAUUGUGUCUAAAGUCGUCACUAUGAAAGAGAGCCUCAUAAGUGUAGAAAAUAUCAUUUUUUUCGAUAAAUGUAAAAACUUGAAUGUUAGUUAAAA
Messenger RNA from Cucumis sativus (cucumber), 1838 nucleotides. Its product is annotated as FCS-Like Zinc finger 8. The record is from RefSeq and is a predicted model, not a curated record. NCBI's taxonomy places the organism in Eukaryota, Viridiplantae, Streptophyta, Magnoliopsida, Cucurbitales, Cucurbitaceae. The coding region runs from base 584 to 1468 and encodes 294 amino acids. The transcript has 3 exons.